AUGGACAUGGGCACCACCUGGAACUACCCAGGAGCUUCCCUGAUGCUGAGUUCAGUGUUCGUGCCUGACACGUUUCCUCCCCCCAGCAGGAAGAAGCCCACCCACGUGACGGUGAACUGCUGGUUCUGCAACCAGGACACGGUGGUGCCGUACGGGAACCGCAACUGCUGGGACUGCCCCAACUGCGAGCAGUACAACGGCUUCCAGGAGAAUGGAGACUACAACAAGCCCAUCCCUGCCCAGUACAUGGAGCACCUUAACCACGUUGUGUCGGGCGGCACAACCUUCUGUGAUCCCACCAAACCACAGCAGUGGGUGAGCAGCCAAAUUCUGCUUUGCAAGAAGUGCAACAACCAUCAAACCAUGAAAAUCAAACAGCUGGCUUCUUUCUCACCGAGGGAGGAGGGCAAGUAUGAUGAGGAGAUUGAGGUGUACAAGCACCACCUGGAGCAGACCUACAAGCUGUGCCGCCCGUGCCAGGCUGCUGUGGAGUAUUACAUCAAACACCAGAACCGGCAGCUCCGCGCGCUGCUGCUCAGCCACCACUUCAAACGCCGCGAGACAGACAAGGCCUACGCCCAGAAUUUAUGUUCAUCCUCCUCUUCUGCUUCCAUAACCACACCAGCUCAGGUGAUACUCCUGCGCUUCCUGGCCUUCCUCAGCUGCGCGUUCCUGGUCCUGAUGGCCUUGUACGGGUCAGGCAACCCCUUCUCCCUCAGCACAGCAGUCCCUGCUCCCGUUCCCUCUGGCCCAGCGUCCCUUCAGAACAGGACUGGCUCAGCCUCCCAUGCAGACGUGGGCAAUGACACCUGGGUGAGGGUGGCAGGAUGGAGGGAGCUGCUCCAGCUGCUCCCGGAGCACGUGGUGGAGAACCUGAGCGCCGUGUGGGCUUACGGGAAGAAUCACCAGAUGGCCGUGGCUGUGCUGGGGCUGUUCACCUGCCUGCUGGCCAUGUUCCUGGCUGGGAGGAUCAGACUCCGGAGAAUCGACGCGUUUGCCUCGGUGCUGUGGUUCGUGGUGAUGAGCCUGCACGUGGCUGAGAGGUACCUGAAGAUGGAAACCCCCAGCUGGCUGGACACGGCCAAGUUUGGCACCACGUCCCUGUGCUGCCUGGUGGGAUUCACCGCGGCCGUGGCCACGCGGAAGUCGACGGGCCAGCGGAGAUACCGGCCCCGAAGGUACCUCUCUGGGGAUUCCAUGACUCUCUUUCCCAACGGCACUGGGACAGCCUUCCCUUCACCUGCCACGUCUCUCUUUGUCCCAACACCACCCAGCCUCCUCCACCUGACAAACCAACAGCUCUUCAGGUCCCCACGCAGAACUUCUUCAUCCUCCCUCCCUGGACGUCUCAACAGGGCCCUGUCACUGGGGACCAUCCCCUCCUUGGCCAGGGCAGAUUCUGGCUACUUGUUCAGUGGAAGUCGACCAGCCUCACAGUCCUCUCAGUCCAAGGAUUCUCCAACAUCAGAGCACUUCUCCCUGCUGUCCGGCAGCUGCGCUCCCUCCCGCAUCCCCUCCCCAGCACCGUCCGUGGCCGGAUCUGUGACUUCCAGCUCGGGAUCCCUGCGGUUCCGCCGGCCCCUCAUCAGCCCUGCCCGCCUGAACCUGAAAGGACAGAAGCUGCUGCUGUUCCCAUCCCAGAAUGAGGCCCUGCUCACCCCAACCAGCUCAGAGGAGCACACCCACUCAGACAGCAACAUCUUUGCCCCCGAGCUGUCCAGCUUCCCGAGGAAGAGCCUCAGUGAGCGGGGAAUGCCCGAUAUGAGAUCUGCUAUGGAAGGAGGGAGUAUUUGCAGUGAUAAUUCCAUCAAAAAGGAGGAUCACUCAUCACACUCAUCUACCUGUGUGGUAGACACAACUACUAAAGGGGAGGAUUUGGCAGGCUGGAGAGGUCACUUUGGUACCUCUGCUCUCCGGGGCCUGCUGGCUGUGAGCCUGACCCUCAACGCCGUGUUCACGUCAGCCUACGUCUACCGGAGCCUGCGCUGAUCUGGGCCCACACUCCCUGUCCUCCUGGUCCACCUGGUCCUGAGGAGACAACCAGAAUUCAACCAUGGCUUCAUGUCUCAUGGCCAUGCCACUGGUGCAUGCUGGUUUUUAAAGAACUACUGUACACCCAACACUCAUGACAAGGAACCUGGGUAGCUGCUGCCAUCACUUCCAGGUAGAACAUAUCCCAGGAUUGCCCCUGGAGGUGGCAGAAAGCUCCAGUUCAAAGCAGGAGGCCUGUUAAACGGCCCACACACUUUUAUUUCAAAAGAACUGACCUGAGACACAAGCCUGAAAAUGUGUGAGCUACGUUUUUAGGAACCUAUCCCAGCUCUUCUUUCUGACAUAUUGACCUCGUGCUGAUGGUGCUGGUAAAAUGAGGAGAAUUAGAGCAAAUGAGCUGAAGAAGAGGGAUGGCUUAGUAGCUGGUGCUGGGCUUUGGCUACUGUAGCAGCAUCCCCAGCCUCUGCUCGCUGGUUCCUCUUCUCUCUUCCCUUUGGCACUCUCCUCUAAACUAUCAGUAAAUUUUCUUUAGUUGCCUUAAGCUUGCCUAAGCACGUGGGUGACCUUGGCUGCUCUGUCAUGUUCUUGCAUCUUAGAUGUCCAUGUUCUUCCACCUGGACCUGGCCCUGAGGCCACUUUGACCAGUUCUCCUUCUGGUCAUGCUGGUUCUGUCCUGCUGUCUGUCCAUGCCUGCAGCCACACUGUGCUGCACACCCCCCACACAGACAUCCUGGGGGGGCUGCAGAGAAUGAGGAUGUGCUUUGCUUUACCCAGGAGGCAUUAAUUCUGUUCCAGUGAAGUCUGUAAGAAGAAAGGAUCCCGCUGUGAUUUGCACCCCAGUCAAAGGGCUUCAGCUCCCAGCUCUGCUGGUGUUUUCACUGGAGCAGUGGGUGGCAGAGCUUGUUCUUGCUGUAAAUCGCACAAACCUGGUCUGUCAGAGGUGGGUGAGGGGCUGUCUGAUUGUACACAUCUAUCCACAAACCUGAUGCCUCAGUCUGAUGUUGGGAUUUGCUGAGUAACUGUUUCAGAUGUUUCUUAGUUAAAUGCCCAGGUGCUCUCGGUGAAAAAUGCCAAACCUGUACAGUUCAGCCUUCUGGAUAGAUUCUUUGUUUCUAACCCAGGGGAAGCAACCCUUGAUUUCUAAAAGCAGUUUAUCAUUUGGCAUUUCUGCUUUUGGGUGAGUCUUCAGCAUUGCUUGGAAUUCAGGGGCUAUUUAGAGUAUUGUGCAGAACACUCAAAAUCAUUUAGUGCAUCCUAGGGAAAAAAAAGUCUUCAUGUUUUGAUUUCUAAAUACCAAGUGCAAAGAGAAGAUUUACCAGUGUGUCAAGAAUACCUGGUGAAAAGAGAGCUGACUGGCAUUAACUGUGUAUUUCUUGAAGCAGGACUUGCUCUAUUAAGAGUUUUUCUGUUGUCUCUUCCCUUGGGCUCCUUUACCUCAAAUUUCUCUCCCCCACCCCACUGUCCCGUGUUUGCAUCUUGAAUUAGUGUUGGGCUUACUGUGUCUUUCCCUCCCUUUCAGUUUGCUGCUGUUCCCUCUCUUGUGCUCUUGCAUGUGCAGAGAACAAAGUGUAUCAGUGCUGACCAUUCUCUGCUCUGAACCUGGAAUUCAAACCUUCCUUUCACCUCAUUUUUUUUCUUUUGUGUUUUGAUCAAGUCCCCACCACAGCCUCACUUAGUACAUCACUGGAGUGAUAGCCAGACUCAUCAGCAUGCAUAUGACAGCUUCAGUGGGGUUUUACUGCUGCUGAUUCAAGCACUGAAAAAUUUAAGUCUCUCUUUGUCUUUUCCACGUCUCCUUGCAUAGUUUCAGCAGCCCACUUCCAGCUGCUGCUCCCACCCUGCCUGCAGGGAGGUCUGCUCCUCCUGCUCUGCCUGGCACAGUUGGAGCACAGACUCACCCACACGUGCUGAUCUGAGAGGCUGAGGAGAUGCCACUCCUGACUCUGCAUCUCUCCCAACCCCCUCCGGGAGCUGCAGCACCUCCCACACAAAGCCCUGGAGCCAGGACAGACCUGCAGCAGGAAGAUGUGCUGUGGGCUGAUGAUGGAUUCUAUUGUAACUUGCAUGAAUUGUUCCUUGUAGCCAAACUGGACCCAUAACCUUGCUGUAAAAAGAUCUUUGUCCCUUUUUAUAGACUUCUGCAGGCUCACUUGAGCAUGUGUAUAGGCAAGAUGCUAGCAGACCAACUUCCAAGCUUCUAUUUAAACCUCUGCUGUUUGGGUUUCGUGAUGUCCUGGUGCAGUGUGUGACGUCCCAUUCACAGAUCCUUGUCCUACCUGAGGGGCCUCCUGUACAGAGACAAGCUGCCAGAAAAUACUGUGGCUGUGCUUGUCUUUGUCACACCAACAGAUGUGCACUGUGACUCCACGUAUGCAAACUUCCCACCUUCGCCUCCCAGCCUGCUCUGGGUUUUACCAUCACACCCACCUGGAUCCAAGUUGCUCUCGGUCUCGGCCAGAUUGCAAUAGAAACCUUCUCCUCCUUUCCAGCAACCAAGGAGCUGCAGCCUCUCAACACACUUCUUCCCACUCCUAUUCCAGAACAGGAACACUCUGACCUGUCACUGCACUUCUGCAUCUGAAACUGUUCCUGGAGGGGUGUUUGGUGACCUUGUCCAAAGCAAUAUAAAGACUUUGGAUUUUAUUGCUGAAGAGGGAAGACAACCAAGUUUUUCAUUCUGGUGCUAGAACACUCUCCAGUGGUGCUCUCACAGUUGUGAAGCCUUUGCUUGAAGAAUCCAUGAGUGUGUGUGUGUGAGUGUGUGUGUGUGUGUGUGUGUGUGCAGGUGUAUAAAAACAUCUGGAGGGUUUCUUCAUUUCAAAAGAUCUGAGCCCAUGUUUGUCUCUAUAUUGUUGGCCUUAAUCUAGCUCGUAGAUACUGUGUCUAUCUUGCUGCUCUUUUCUAUAUGAAGCUGGUUUGGAGGAAACAAAAGUUGAUCUGGUCCCCCUGUAAAAGUCUUCGUGACUGAUGUUGUUGAUCUUCAUACAGUGUUGGUCAGGGGGGAGAUUUUAUUUUUCUAAUAUUUUUCCUACUGCAAAAAUUGUUGGAGUGGGAUGGAAAAAAGAUCUUUACAAAAUGGUGUGAUAAAGAUGUGAGCAUUACUUAAUAAUACCAACAGUUAAUGAUCAGGUGGAGUAUAAGUGAGCUCUGUUUCCAGACCUUUUCCAUUUCCUACCUUCCACUGGAAAUGCCCAGGUACUUUUUCUUUGCAUAUGGGCUUGUUAGGCAUGUUCUGAGACCUUGCAGAUACUGUAGAUGAUUUUGCUGUUCUGACUUUAGAAAGAAUUUGGAUUUUAGAGUUCCAGUUCCACAGUCUGGGUAGUUUGGCAGAUGUGACAAAUAUUGUGCCCGUAUCUAUUUGAUGGGAUAGAGGGAGUUGGUAGAACGACUUGUUUAUCUUUUUACAUAAAAUUUUAGACAUUAAAUUGGUCACUCUGGGGUGGGGGGGGGGAACUGGCAUAUGUAGGCCAGAUUCACUGAAUUUUAGGCUGUUUGUUCAAGCAACAGUUCCGGCCUGUGAAUGUUGGAUUCCCACCUCAUUUUCUUGGGUGAUGGGAAUACCUGUAAGACACUGCUGAACUGGCUGGGUUCCUUAAAACAGGGCAGCUGGAAUGAAGGGCUUGUGUUGCCUGUGGAUGCUGCUAUAUUUUUUCUUCCAAGCACCAUUCCUGGAAAUAACGAUGGUCUUAACCUCUCUCACAGACAUUUGUUAAAAGGUUAGAAAGGGCCAAUUUGGCCAACACUUUUUUCUUUUUUUUUUUUUCUUUUCUGCAUCCAGAAAUUAUCAUCACUGUGUCCUGUGGUGGGAGUAAGGUACAGAGUACUUUUGGAUUGAAUGGGUAUCUAGAGAGGGUGAGCAGGACAAUUUCAAGUCCUAAACCUUAUUUCCUGUGAAAGACUGUAUGUUAUGUGUGUAUACUUCUUUGGGGAGCUCUAUCACUGUACAGUUUAGUUAAACGUGCUCCAAGGAAGGAGAAGCUGUUCCUCAGAGGUUUUUAGUUCAUGCUUUGUGUUUAAAGAAGAAUAUUUUUCUUUAAAAAAUAAAAAUGGAUAAGUUUUCA
Messenger RNA from Manacus vitellinus (golden-collared manakin), 6053 nucleotides. It is a transcript of the gene TMEM201, whose product is annotated as transmembrane protein 201. The coding region runs from base 1 to 1989 and encodes 662 amino acids. Gene Ontology annotation, cellular component: nuclear inner membrane. The transcript has 11 exons. Lineage: Eukaryota; Metazoa; Chordata; Aves; Passeriformes; Pipridae. The record is from RefSeq and is a predicted model, not a curated record. Gene Ontology annotation, molecular function: lamin binding; actin filament binding. Gene Ontology annotation, biological process: nuclear migration along microtubule.